Messenger RNA from Staurois parvus, 244 nucleotides. The record is from the annotation of a GenBank genome assembly. Lineage: Eukaryota; Metazoa; Chordata; Amphibia; Anura; Ranidae.
UUUCAUUGUGUGCAAUUAGAUAUUCUUUCCAAAGUAAAUUUGUAACAUGAUCAUUUUGUGUAUAAUCAGGGGCGGACUGACAACUCAUGGGGCCCCCGGGAAAUAGGGGAUCAUGGGGCCCCUGUGUCCUUGCCCAAACUCCAAAAAGCCUAUGAAAAAGGUACCAGGGGCAUCUCAUGGGGCCCCCUACAGGCCCAGGGCCCUCGGGCAGUUACCAAAUGGUCAGUCCGCCCCUGUAUAUAAU